AUGUCGCACUCGAACUCUCGCCUUUCCUACACUCUGAAGCCAGCCGUCAUACACUCUGGCUCCUCGUUAAAAGAUUCCCGAAACCCCUCCACUCGCUUGUCUACAGACUUCAACAGGACCACAACCACAAUGGGGAAUGGAGGCUACGAAGAGAGAGUGGAGAAACGAAGAGUUACAGACAACGAGAGAUACUAUGUCACUUCGACCACCUCCCGCGACGGGAAAACUUACAUCCACAACCAAGACAGAGGAAUCUACGAUCGAGGUGCUCCUCUUCUAUCCCAAGCCACCUCUAACGACUUUCGGCGAGAAGAGCGUGAGCGCAGAGAGCAAAGACGGCGCGAGCAGGAGCGUAAGGUACUUCAGUGA
Messenger RNA from Drepanopeziza brunnea f. sp. 'multigermtubi' MB_m1, 369 nucleotides. RefSeq lists its product as uncharacterized. NCBI's taxonomy places the organism in Eukaryota, Fungi, Ascomycota, Leotiomycetes, Helotiales, Drepanopezizaceae. The record is from RefSeq and is a predicted model, not a curated record.